UGUAAUGAUGCUUUCCCCAGUUGCAAAAUUGAAGCAGCUUCCCAUUAUAAGAACGUUUGUGAAAUCUACUCAGUACUUUCAGCAAAGCAGAUUCACGUGCCAACGAGCAUCAUGCCCUGAAAAUCCAUCAGCUGGAGUUUCAGAAGAGGACCAACUUAAAGAUUUCGGAUCAUACGUUGCGGAAUGUUUACCCAAAUACGUGGAGUUGAUUCAAAUGAACCACUGCAAAGAAUUGGAAGUGAUGGUGGUACCUGAUGGUUUGAUACCGGUACUUGAGUUUCUCAAGAAUCAUCAAAGCAGCCAAAUGCAGUGUCUCAUGGAUAUCUGUGCGAUCGACGUGCCUUCCAGGCCUAACCGAUUCGAAGUUAUCUACAACUUGCUCUCGCUUAGAUUCAACUCGAGGGUGCGUCUUAAAACGUACACGGAUGAACUUACGCCAGUCGAAUCUGCAACCUCCGUCUACAAGUCGGCAGAGUGGCUUGAACGGGAGGUCUGGGACCUACACGGAGUGUUUUUCGCGAACCACCCGGAUUUACGUAGAAUUAUGACCGAUUACGGCUUCGAAGGGCAUCCUUUGCGUAAAGACUUUCCCGUAAGCGGAUACGUGGCAGCUAGAUAUGACGACGAAAAGAAACGGGUGGUUGUGGAACCCGUGGAGUUUAGCCAAGAGUUUCGCCGAUUCGAUUUGAGUUCACCGUGGGAAGAGUUCGGUAGCUUUAGGAGAGAUUCUUCGAGCAAACAUGAGUAA
Molecule: messenger RNA, 748 nt
Organism: Cylas formicarius (sweet potato weevil)
Lineage: Eukaryota; Metazoa; Arthropoda; Insecta; Coleoptera; Brentidae
Product: NADH dehydrogenase [ubiquinone] iron-sulfur protein 3, mitochondrial-like
Exons: 2
Coding region: 5-748 (247 amino acids)
Molecular function (GO): NADH dehydrogenase (ubiquinone) activity
Source: RefSeq, a predicted model, not a curated record